This is a messenger RNA of Ruditapes philippinarum (Manila clam), 1251 nucleotides long. RefSeq lists its product as uncharacterized. Bases 26 to 994 code for a protein of 322 amino acids. The transcript has a single exon. NCBI's taxonomy places the organism in Eukaryota, Metazoa, Mollusca, Bivalvia, Venerida, Veneridae. The record is from RefSeq and is a predicted model, not a curated record.
UUUUUAACAGGUAUGGGUGUUUGGAAUGGUAGAGAGAGCUUCCAACACAGUUAUCCUAUAUCCUGUAGAGGACAGAUCGAAUGCAACGCUUAUCCCAUUAAUCGAACGCCACGUAGAAAAGGGAAGCACCAUUUUCAGCGAUGGAUGGACUGCCUACUGUAAAUUAAAUGAAUUGGGGUACCGACAUUUCUCUGUGUUACACAAAUAUUCGUUUAAAAAGGAGUACAAAAAUCUUGAAACCGGGGACAUAGUUACGGUACAUACGAAUAGAAUAGAAGGGGCCUGGAAGCAUGCUAAAGACCAUUUUCGGAAGAUGUCCGGAAAUAAAGCAAAUCAAUGGGAAGGUCACAUGGCGGAGAUUAUGUGGCGUGCCGAUGUGAAAGGCGACACAUAUGUAGCAUUUUUUGAUCUCCUGAGAUCAAUUUAUACCCUACAGGAACCACCUCAGUAUAUGUACACUACCCCACUGUUUGAUUCCUGGUCCGGCGCAGUAGGAAACAUGACAAACUGGACAGUGGAACCAGAAGUAACAGAUGCCCAGAGCGAAUCAAGUUCCAGUGUUGAUGAAAACCCUGAAUCCUAUCUAACAGGAACACCACCAAUUCCACGAACUACGCCUUCACCAUCUUCACAUCCUGAACAUGACAUCGUCACAAUUUCAUCUGAUGAUGAUGUUCCAACAGCUGCGCAACGGGAAAGGAAAUCUGAAAAUCUUCGGCCAGAAACAGUUGCAUUAUUGUCAGACCUGUUUUCAGACAGUUCAUUGGAUGAAACCGUUGUGGAAGCGCCUGAAUGCCCCAUUGCCGUCGCAGGAACCAGUAAAGAUAACAGCACAGGUACCAGGAAGAAAACCAAAACGGAUAAUGUUUGCCAUCCCGCAGGUUACGCACCGACGAAAUCUGAGAAAAAAAGGUCCCAUAAAAGAAGAGAAGCAAACCCAUACACGAAGUCAAAUUAUUUGUUGUGGUCAUCUUCGGAUGACGACUUUCAGUAAAGAUCGCAUAAUGUUACUUUGAAGUAAUAAUUAAAGUCCUAGAUAAGGACCUCUUCAUACAUGUACCAAGUAGUACAACGAUUUCAGCAGUCAGCUAUAUACUGUAAAUAUAUAAGAACUUUUGUUUUGUUUAUAUUCUGUGAUACACCUUCAAGAAGAAGAUAUCUUACCUUUGACAGUUGUCACGUGUACAUGACAUAACGCAAGGUAAGUAAAUAUUUUUAUUUUUAAUGCGCAUGCGUAUGAGAUACAUUUCA